Molecule: messenger RNA, 1124 nt
Organism: Gossypium raimondii (Peruvian cotton)
Lineage: Eukaryota; Viridiplantae; Streptophyta; Magnoliopsida; Malvales; Malvaceae
Product: protein EXORDIUM-like 6
Exons: 2
Coding region: 57-1001 (314 amino acids)
Source: RefSeq, a predicted model, not a curated record
UCAAUCUCAAUCCCAUUCAAUUCUUUUAAGAACUCCUUUCAGAACUGAUCGCGAAAAUGUCUUCUUUUCCAAUCCGAAUCAUCUCUCUUGCCCUCUUCUCCAUCUCCUUCCUUCCUUCCCUAAACAACGGUCAAUUGGCCAGGCAUUCCGUCCUAACACGAGCGAAAAUCGUCUACCACGGUGGCCCUAUCCUCAUCGAAACCAUCAACGUAGCCCUCAUUUGGUACGGCAACGUAUCUCUCAACAAAAAAGAAGCCAUCGCCAAUUUUUUAAAAUCGUUGAACACCGAUGGCGAUUUCAGCCUCCAACCUCAAGUCACAAAAUGGUGGAAAAUGGUGGAAAGCUACCAAGCCAUGUUGCCCGGAGCUAAACAUGAUGAAGUCCCUAAAAUCAUUGUGAAUGUGGCUAAACAAAUCAAUGAUACUUCCUAUAAGUAUGGGAGGAAUUUGACCAUUGGUGAUUUUAUUCCAAAAAUUGUUAAAGAACACACAAAGGAAGCGAAAAACAUGCUUCCCAUUAUAAUUACUGCAAAGGAUGUCAAUAUGGAAGGAGUUUGCACUAAAACAUGUGCCUAUAAUGGAAUCGUCGGUAACAUUACACUAUACAUCAUACUCGGGAAUCCGGAACUCGAGUGCCCUAGAAAAUGUGAAUGGCCUUUCACCCAGAUUGAUUCUGGUCCAAAGUCCAUUUUGUUCUUACAACCACCAAACCUGGACAAGGCAGCAGAUGCAAUGGUGAUUGCCUUGGCGACAACGUUGGCCGAUACGGUCACUAACCCUCUAAACACCGGCUUCUACGACGGACCUCCUAAGAAUUCUAUCGGUGCCGGCACGGCUUGCAAAGCCAUCUUCGGCAGUGGCGCUUUCCCGGGCAACCCCGGAAAGGUCCAUAUUGAUGCCCACACUGGUGGAAGCUUCAAUGCUCACGGAAUUAAGGAUCAAAAGUUUUUACUUCCGGCAAUUUGGAACCCUAAAACUUCUUCAUGUUGGACUCUCAUGUAACACCAUAUCACAAUCGAAAUAUGUGUAACACCAUAUCACAAUUUUGGCACGUGUUACUUUUUUAAUUUUAUUCGUGAAGUUAAAAAAUUUCAACAACACUGAUUAUGUAUUAUGUUAUGAAAA